CUGACAAGGACAAGGACAUCACUCGGCAAUAAAGCUCUUGUUGAGUGAGUUUCAUCAAGCGCGGUGGCAAAAAACACAGGUGAACGAGUCACAGAUUUUAAAGACAUGAAGCUCAACGUUUCAAAUGGCACCUUCCUCUCUAAGAAUGGUUCCUUUACAACUACAAGCAAUCAUUCAAACCUAUUCAGAGACAAUAAUCAAUCUGUGGAAGAGUUCUUUCCACAAUAUGAAAUGGCAACCGAGGACAAGAUCAUUUUGGGAUUUYUAUCWCUGCUYGGUCUUCUUGUAGUUGUCGCUAACCUUACAGUCCUUGGCCUCGUCAUGAAACUGAGGUUUCUUCGAGCAAAGCCAAACUACAUCAUCAUCAGUCUGGCGUUAUCUGACUUUUUCUCAGGAGCMGCAGCUAUUCCUCUUCUUGUCGCCUGCAAUGYCACUKUUGAAMGGCCACURUGYAUAGGUAUGGAUGUCUGUCAAAGGUUCCUAGCCAUAUCGACAAUCCUCCAUCUCGCAGCCGAUGUAGCGAACAGAUAUUUUAGAAUUGUGAAGCCUUUUGCGUACAGAAAAUCAGCAACUUGCUCUAAACUUGUCUUGUUGAUCGUUCUUCUUUGGGUGGUCUCCCUCGCAUUCGCUCUCGUCCAAAUUAUUUGGAUUGAAGAUCGUCAAUCAGAAAAACAAUUUGCGUACAACUUGGGCAUCUUUAUAAUCUUCGUGUUUACUCCUUUUCUUAUCAUCGUCUCCGCCUGCGCGCAGAUGUUUCGUGCUAUCAGAAAACGCAAAGAUUUCCGCGGCAAAUCAAACAKGAUAAAGAAAAUCAAGCGAACUGAAAUCCGCGCUUUGGUYGUGUAUGGAAUGAUGACAUUCUGUUUCGCAAUCGGCUGGUUCCCAUAUUUCCUAAUGACAAUCCUCGAGGACGCAGGMUAYAUCRUCAUGAUGCCGUACUGGUUAAGUAUCGCUCUCCUGUUCCUWAAGUACGGUACGUCGCUGAUAGAUCCUCUUUUGUAUGCCCUUAUGAAGAAUGACUUUCAGAAAGGUUUGAAGAACUCUAUAAUAGGYARAAGAGAAGAAGACGAGUUGUACUCKAUUCAGAUGGAUUUACUAAGUAAAAAGACGUCUAGAAGCACGAGUAAUAGCAGUGGCAAGAAAAAGACGCGAAUUGUACUUAUUUCAGAGGAAACCGAUUAGAUAAUAAUCUACCAGAUAUAUCGAAGAACUUGUAAUWGUGAGAUAUGUUAAAGAAGACUGACACAGUUGUGUACUCCAUCAAGAAGGACUAGAAAACUAUCUUAAAGAACUACCAAAUGAUGGCAAAAAGAAGCUAAAUUGUAGUUGAUUCAGAAUAAUCGAAGAACACUCAAACAACUAGUCUUAAAUGAGAAAGAUGAAGAAACUGAGAAGAUGAGCUGUAAUCGAGUUAACUCUAUUUAGAAGACACUUUAGAAGAGACUUGUCGGUAAUUACAGACAUCUAAAAGAACUUGUAGCCUGAGUGUGCUGAAAAGAAAUGAAGCGAGUAACUCGAGCAUCUAGUAGUAAAAUUACACUUUAUAAUAUAGCUUAUUCUCCAUUAUAUAUAUUUUAGGCCAUUCUAUGUUAACCAGCAGUUUUCUUAACUCUUAAAAAGGUAGAUUAUUAUUUUCAUCAUGGCAGACAUGAUAUUGCAUGAGAUAUACAAUGUUCUUCAGUCAUUUGGCAAUUUUCAUACAAAGAAGACGUUUGUCAACUCAACGUUUAACGGGUAACAAGAGCAGUUAUGUCACCGAAAACACCUGUAUUUUGCAAUUUUUAGAGAUUUUUCGGUUUUUACUGUGGCUACGUAUCAUAAUAAACCUUUAAAAAACUUUAAUUAAAAUGUAUUUCGGUACAAAUAUUUUUACUGAUGAAAUUUUGCUUUUCAAAUAGGCCCGGCAAAUGAAUUGAUGUUUAUUGAUCGGUUGAAACUUCUCUCCAAGUCAUAACUACGGACCAAAAUCUUAAGGAUCAGAACUCGGAGGCCGCGCGAUGCAUGAGGGUUUUCGCGCAAUCUAACCUAUGCGAUAAUAAAGUAAUUAACUAUAGUGUAAUUAAGCAUGAAUUGUAGUAAGUAUUUAAUUCGAUGAUAUAUUGAAACUAUUUUAAAUUGUUCUGGAUUGCUAGCCAAUUUUGCCAUAAACUGAACAUUAUUGAUUAUUUACCUAGCUUAUGAUGAAACCAAGAAAGCAAUGAAAACAUCAUAGACUACCACUUGAAAGAAUAUAGACCAACCAAUAAGAAUGCCCGGUCUGUUAGAUCUUCAAAAAGAAUGAUUUAAAAACCCAAUCAUUUUUAGUCAUUCCCAUUAAACUGAACAAUUAAAAUUAUAGAAUAUUCAAUUCACAAGAUAUUGUAAGAGAAUGUUCAGUUUAAUCACUCAUAG
Molecule: messenger RNA, 2391 nt
Organism: Exaiptasia diaphana
Lineage: Eukaryota; Metazoa; Cnidaria; Anthozoa; Actiniaria; Aiptasiidae
Product: adenosine receptor A1
Exons: 2
Coding region: 106-1182 (358 amino acids)
Biological process (GO): G protein-coupled receptor signaling pathway
Cellular component (GO): membrane
Molecular function (GO): G protein-coupled receptor activity
Source: RefSeq, a predicted model, not a curated record